CCACAUUUUUACCCGCCAAUGUCCUCCCGAAGUAAAGAAAAAAGCACCGGAAAGAAAUUACAACCAUGUCAACCACGUGAUUUCGGAUCCAUUAUUCGACCCGUUAAGAACCAGGACUAACCAACCAUUCAAUUCAUGUUCGGCCCAAACGGUUCGGAUGUUUUCGUGCGCGAGCCACAUGUGUUCCCCUCGUGAGUCAACGGAACCGUUUCUCGCACUUGAUCACUGCGGCACGCACCAAGAAAAUUGCAGGCGUCACCGCGAUUCAUUUUCCCAGAAAAUAAGUUUAAAAUUUCUAGGCAGUCCCACUUUCUCGCGAAAACGAUUUCUCUGGCUUUCCUGUUAUCUUCUUAGCAAGCUCACUUCCAUAGUUCCAUAGCACUUCAAUGGUUUAAUAAUUGGUAUUCUUAACAGAGGAUUAACAUCGAUCAUCUCCGGUUAAAUGAAGCACCACAUGGUUGCUAAGGUUGUGAACUGAGGUCUAUACAUAUAGUCAGUGAAAUUUCGAAAUUGUAUUUACUAAUACAAUGGACAGGUCUGAUAAGUAUACAAAAACUUGUGAUAUUGGGGGUACUUCCAAAGGAUUUCGUACCAAAUUGGGGCACGAUGAGCAAUCAAAUUAUCUUGAUCAUGAAAUUGUUCAACUCACAAAGCUUAGGUCUGGACCCAAUGAACGUUUGAGUCGGGUGGUAACCAGCAAGUUGAGUUUACCUGUUUCACCGGUGAAAAUGUUGGCCGGUCGAGAGGGUAACUAUUCGGGGAGGGGGAGAUUCUCGUCCGCUGAUAGUUGUCAUGUUUUAAGCCGGUAUUUGCCCUGCAGUUGUCCUUCAAGGAUUGAUCAGAUGGACUGUGCUUAUGUUUCACAGUUUUCCGCGGAUGGUUCUCUCCUUGUUGCUGGGUUUAAGGAAAGUCGUAUUAAGGUAUAUAAUGUGGACAAUGGAUGGAAAGUCCAGAAGGACAUUCAAGCCAGAAGCUUGGGAUGGACGAUUACCGAUUCAUCUCUUUCACCAGAUCAGCGUUUCCUUGUUUAUGCCAGUAUUUCACCUAUUGUCCAUAUUGUUAACAUUGGAUCUGCUGCAACAGAAUCUGUUGCAAACAUUACGGAAAUUCAUGAGGGUCUGGUUUUCGCUGAUGAUGAUGAUGGUGACUAUGCUUUUGGAAUCUUCUCUGUAAAAUUUUCAACUGAUGGGCGAGAGAUUGUAGCUGGUUGUAAUGAUAAUUCAAUAUGUGUUUAUGAUCUCAAAGCAAAUAAGAUUACCCUCCGUAUUCCAGCACAUGCGUCUGAUGUUAAUGCUGUGUGCUUUGCUGAUGAAAGUGGCCAUCUCAUAUUUUCUGGGAGUGAUGAUAACCUCUGUAAGGUAUGGGACAGGCGUUGCUUUACAAGGGGACAAGAAGCUGGCAUUCUAGCAGGACAUCUGGAAGGCAUUACAUUCAUUGACAGUCGCGGAGAUGGGCGGUAUUUGAUCUCAAAUGGAAAAGAUCAGGCCAUCAAACUUUGGGAUAUUCGUAAAAUGUCUUCUAAUGUCCCUCGCAGUAUAAGGCAAAGAGAUCCUGAUUGGGAUUACAGAUGGACGCGGUACCCAAAUGAUGCAAGAAAUUUGAGACAUCCACAUGAUCAAUCAUUGACUACAUAUAAAGGACAUGAAGUCUUGCAAACUCUCAUACGCUGUUAUUUCUCCCCAGCAUAUAGCACCGGCCAGAAGUACAUCUACACUGGAUCUAGUGAUGGUUCUGUUUAUAUCUAUGAUCUGGUGACUGGCGAGAAAGUUGCAAGCCUCAAAUACCAUGAAGAUAAUGUAAGAGAUUGUAAUUGGCACCCAUUCUACCCUAUGAUUAUCAGCUCUUCUUGGGAUGGUGCCAUUGUGAAAUGGGAAUUUCUAGGGAAUGGCGAAGCACCAACAUCAGUUCCCUUGAAACGGGGUAGAAGGCGGAGGAGACAGUUCUACUGAAUGGAUGAUGGUUUCAAAUGAGUUGUUUUGGGUGUUUUAAUUAGUAUAUUGCAUUCAUAUGACUUUCGUUACUUCUUCCACAGCUUUUGGAAUAUGUGUAAUCCAUAUGGCUAAAAUGUAAUUAUGUCGGCUAGGUCAUCGUCGUUUUGCUUUUUUGUAUCGUUUUUUCCCUUUUCAAAAUUGUCAUGGAUGCACUUUCCUCUGAUAGUAUCUCUGCAGUUUGCAAAAAAAAAAAUUCCGAAGGGGUUAAAUAUGGUUCCCUUGUAUCCCAUCUAUGAUUCAACACAUUCAGUUCACUUGUGCCAUUAUACUGCAUUUGCUUGUUCAUUGUCUCCAAUAUUCACAUUUUUCGGUGCAAUGACAAGAACUCAGAUUUGAUGCACAAGAAGGCAGAUUCGUCUAUCGUUCAAAAGAUUUGAGUUCUGCCAAAAGAAAAAUACCUUUGCUGGGGACUGCGAGAGUUUAUAAACCGAAUCUUCUGUAGCUCAAAUGGAUGAUUUUAUCUGCCUCGGAAUUUAGCAUUUGCUACUGGAAAUGCAUCUGAACUGUCGUUGCCGUGUAAUGUGACAUCAAUAGAUCUACUUUUAAGUCUGAUCUUAAAUAGUCGAAAACCUGCAGUGUGUUUCCAGUGACUCGAGCAUGCAGUGUGUUUCCAGUGACAUUGGAAUAUUGUUUGGUGGUUGAACAGAUGACAUAGCUAUAUUUCUAUUUCUCUAUGACAUGGCUUGUUAUACAGACAAAUUUGUGGAUGAAUAGUUUAUAAUUAUUGUUUAGGUAUGAAGAAAUGAAAAUUUAAAGGUAGGAAUAAUGGUAGACAUUCUCUUUGACGAUAGAAGAAAAAAAAACUAAAUAUGUUCCUUGAUUUAUUAUUGAGUAGGAAGGACAAAAAUGAAGAAGAAAUUUUUUUA
Messenger RNA from Cornus florida, 2857 nucleotides. Its product is annotated as LEC14B protein-like. Lineage: Eukaryota; Viridiplantae; Streptophyta; Magnoliopsida; Cornales; Cornaceae. The transcript is spliced from 10 exons. Gene Ontology annotation, molecular function: protein binding. The record is from RefSeq and is a predicted model, not a curated record. The coding region runs from base 528 to 1949 and encodes 473 amino acids. Gene Ontology annotation, cellular component: Cul4-RING E3 ubiquitin ligase complex. Gene Ontology annotation, biological process: proteasome-mediated ubiquitin-dependent protein catabolic process.